GCCAAUCUCACUUUGCCUUGUGUCCAUUUCUCCCUCUUCCAGGCCUGGGAAGUAAACAAAGAGACCAACUGUGUAACCACCUACCUGGCAGACUGUGAGACUCAGCUGUCCCAGGCCCCAAAGCGGGGCCUGCUCUAUGGAGUCCCUGUGAGCCUCAAGGAGUGCUUCAGCUACAAGGGCCAGGAUUCAACACUGGGCUUGAGCCUGAACGAGAGCAUGCCUGCAGAGUGUGACAGUGUGGUGGUGCAGGUGCUGAAGCUACAGGGCGCUGUGCCCUUCGUGCACACCAACAUCCCUCAGUCCAUGUUCAGCUAUGACUGCAGUAAUCCCCUCUUUGGCCAGACCUUGAACCCACUGAAGUCCUCUAAGAGCCCAGGUGGCUCCUCUGGGGGUGAAGGGGCCCUCAUUGCGGGUGGAGGCUCCCCCCUGGGCUUAGGUACUGACAUCGGAGGCAGUAUCCGCUUUCCCUCCUCCUUCUGUGGCAUCUGUGGCCUCAAGCCCACGGGAAACCGCAUCAGCAAGAGUGGCCUGAAGGGCUGUGUCUAUGGACAGGUAGCAGUGCAAAUGUCAGUUGGCCCCAUGGCCCGGGAUGUGGAAAGCCUAGCACUGUGCCUGCGAGCGCUACUGUGUGAGGACAUGUUCCGCUUGGACGCUGCCGUGCCCCCGCUGCCCUUCAAGGAGGAGGUCUACACAAGCUCUCGGCCCCUGCGUGUGGGGUAUUAUGAGACCGACAACUAUACCACACCAACCCCGGCCAUGAAGCGGGCCCUGCUGGAGACGAAGCAGAGCCUGGAGGCUGCUGGCCACACGCUGAUCCCCUUCCUGCCAAGCAAUAUACCCCAUGCUCUGGAGAUCCUCUCAACAGGUGGGCUGUUCAGUGAUGGUGGCCACAGCUUCCUACAGAACUUCAAAGGUGAUUUUGUGGACCCCUGCUUGGGAGACCUGAUCUCAGUUCUGAAGAUACCCAGGUGUUUGAAAGGACUGCUGGCUUUCCUGCUAAAGCCUCUGUUCCCGAGGAUGGCAGCCUUUCUUGGCAGUAUGAAGUCCCGGUCGGCUGGAAAGCUCUGGGAACUGCAGUACGAGAUUGAGGUGUACCGCAACUCUGUGAUUGCCCAGUGGAGAGCACUGGACCUGGAUGUGUUGCUCACGCCCAUGCUGGGCCCUGCUCUGAACCUGAAUGCUCCCGGCAGGGCCACAGCGGCUGUCAGCUACACUCUGCUCUACAACUGCCUGGACUUCCCAGCGGGGGUGGUGCCUGUCACCACAGUGACCGCUGAGGACGAGGCUCAGAUGGAACAUUACAGGGGCUACUUUGGAGAUAUCUGGGACAAGGCGCUACAGAAGGCCGUGAAGAAGAGCGUGGGGCUGCCCGUGGCCGUGCAGUGUGUGGCUCUGCCCUGGCAAGAAGAGUUGUGUCUGCGGUUCAUGCGGGAGGUGGAGCGACUGAUGACCCCUGAAAAGCAGCCAUCCUGACUGCCACCCACUGGGCUCUGGGGACCUGAGAUCCACUCGAUCUGUGCCCAGCCUAGUCUGGGCACAGCUGCCACCCUGUGAGGAAAUGUUCAGCCUGGGCCAGAGGCUUCCAUGUACCCCUCCCCUGAUCUUCUACAAGAAGCACAGACGCCCUGAGUCUGGACCUUGCCCUGCCUUCUGAUCCCUCCCUCUGCCCUGACAUGCCCACCACAUGGCAGGCAGUGGGUGUGACAUGGGCAAAAGCCCACUAACAGUCAAGAAAUGUUUCUAGUCUGUA
This is a messenger RNA of Panthera uncia (snow leopard), 1750 nucleotides long. RefSeq names its product fatty-acid amide hydrolase 1. The transcript has 13 exons. The record is from RefSeq and is a predicted model, not a curated record. Gene Ontology annotation, biological process: fatty acid catabolic process. The annotation marks the transcript as partial. Lineage: Eukaryota; Metazoa; Chordata; Mammalia; Carnivora; Felidae. Gene Ontology annotation, molecular function: fatty acid amide hydrolase activity; amidase activity.